AUGCAAGGUCCAUCUGGGGCGGCACGCGAUGCCGAUAGUCCUUCAGGUGCAUUCCAGUGUUUAUUCGACGAAUCUAUUUUUGGAAAAAUUUUGGAGCACACAAAUGCUCACAUUGCAAUAAGAUGUGAAAACUACAAGGUGGCUAAAUCUACUGUUUCUACCACGACCAGACAGGAAUUGAAUGCCCUCAUUGGGUUGCUUAUAUUUGCUGGUGCCCAAAAAGACAAUCACUUGAGCACUAGGGAAAUGUUUGACUCGAGGAAAUCGGGUUCUUAUUAUAGGGCAACGAUGAGUUGUGAGAGGUUUGAAUUUCUAAUCAAUAAUCUGCGAUUUGAUGAUAAAGCGACACGUAACGAAAGAAGAACUGUCGAUAAGUUCGCGCCUAUUAGAGAGAUUUGGGAUCAAUUUAUUACAAAAUGCAACAGUCCUAUAAACCGGGAAAUUACAUCACAAUCGAUGAGCAAUUAUUGGGCUUCAGAGGCCGCUGUCCAUUCAAAAUGUACAUUCCGAACAAGCCUUCCAAAUAUGGAAUAA
Acanthoscelides obtectus is the source of this 534-nucleotide messenger RNA. The record is from the annotation of a GenBank genome assembly. NCBI's taxonomy places the organism in Eukaryota, Metazoa, Arthropoda, Insecta, Coleoptera, Chrysomelidae.